This is a messenger RNA of Papilio xuthus (Asian swallowtail), 1902 nucleotides long. Its product is annotated as zinc finger and BTB domain-containing protein 41. The coding region runs from base 90 to 1571 and encodes 493 amino acids. The transcript is spliced from 8 exons. Gene Ontology annotation, biological process: regulation of transcription by RNA polymerase II. Gene Ontology annotation, cellular component: nucleus. Gene Ontology annotation, molecular function: DNA-binding transcription activator activity, RNA polymerase II-specific; RNA polymerase II cis-regulatory region sequence-specific DNA binding. The record is from RefSeq and is a predicted model, not a curated record. Lineage: Eukaryota; Metazoa; Arthropoda; Insecta; Lepidoptera; Papilionidae.
UAAUUUACUUUACAAUAACUUACCUAUUGUAAUUAUUUAUGGUGUUAAGGUAAACAAAGUUCUCUUAAGAAUAGAAUAGAAUAUAAAAAAUGUCUUCAUUUUUGUGUUUUAUAUGUCAUAGCACAGUAAAUUCUGAUACAAAUGAAGAAAUCAGAGAAAAAUACAGAGAAGUCAUCGGAAUGAAUCUAUGUUCAGAUUCACAUCUAUGUCACAUCUGUUGCCACAUUCUAAAUAAACUAGCCUGGUUCAGAUCCAUAUGUCUAAAAAGAAGUUUGGAGUAUCCAGUACUAUUUCGUGAAAAAGGUACAUUAAAUCUACAAAGAACUGAUAUAGAUUUACAAAUAUUAUGCACAGAUAACGAAUGCCAAGAUAUAAAUAAUAAAAAAUAUAUUAACUAUAUAAAUAGUCAAAGCGAUCAAGAAUAUAUAAAAUUAGAAGACGAACAAACUGACAGUAUAUCUUUGGUAGACAGUGAACAUAAUGAUUCUAUCAAAUUCGACAAUAAUUAUUACAAUGAUAAAGAACAAUUUAAUGAUGAAAAUAAUGAUAGCAAUGAAGAAAUUGACGUAACCUUUGAUAAACAAGAUCCACAAUCAGAAGAUGUUAAUAUUAAAAAGAAAAUGAAAAAAUCAAAGAAGAAAGGUUUCGAAAAGAUUGUAUUAAGUGUAGAACAACAGAAAGCUGAAUUAGAAAGGAAUAGAAAACAAAAGAAUUAUUUGGAAUCUGAAUUCAAAUGUUUUAACUGCGCUUUGGGUUUUUUAUUCAAAGAUACAUAUCAGACUCAUAUGAUGAGACAUGAAGAGUCUAAUGGUGAAUACCGUUGUUCACUUUGCACUCUUCGUUUCGCAACUCACGCGGUACUUCGUUCACAUACAGCGUUACAUUCAGAGAGAUAUCGUUGUAUACGUUGUGAUGCGUUACUACGUCCCAGAGCGAGAACGAAGCACGCUGGGGAGUGUUACAAAAGUGUUGGAGGUGAUUAUGUCGCGUGUCAUUUGUGUGCUAAUCUGUUCAAGGACACAAGUGGAUUACAACAGCAUUUGAGACGGGUACAUAAUUCUCGCACUGGCAGGGUUUUCCCUUGUUCAGUGUGUGGGGAGACAUGUCGUAACCAGGCAGCUGUCAGAACACAUAUGUUAAAGCAUUUAAAGAAGAAAUUCUCAUGUGAAAUAUGUUCAGCGGUAUACAGCAGUCCGUACACACUGAACCAGCACAAGAAGAGACAUCAGAUGACAGGGGAGAGACAUUACUGUACAACUUGCGGACUGAGCUAUUCCACAAGGAAGAGUUUGUUAGCACAUAGACGUAACAGUUUAAAUCAUCAACAAACUGUUUUCGAAUGUGGCAAAUGCCCUCGUGUACUACCUCACAAGAGGGCGCUGGAGUGUCACGAGAGGAGAGCGCACUCCGACACUACACUACAGAAAACUACCUCUAGACGACUACCUGCUGAUAGACGUGUCUGUCAUCUUUGCGGGAAAAGUUUUAAGGGUAACAGCAAACUAAAUAGACAUCUGAAAGAAGUUUGCGAGAAAAGAGCGGACGAACAAUCUGUAGGACUUUAUGAAUAAACUAGCGAUCGCCGGCGACUCUAUCCGCAAGGAAUUAAAAAAAAAUGUCUAUGUGCUGUUCCAGACUAUGUUCUACAUCUAUGACAAAUUUCAGCAAGAUCUAUGCAGCCGUUCUGGAGAUAACUUCUAACAAACAUACAUCCAAGAAAGUACAGAUUUGAGCAAAAAAUUUGAGCUCGAUCUACAAUUAAUUUGAAAAUAAAAUUCAUUAUAAUAAUAUCGUGUUUUUCUGACCUUACUUUUGUCGAUUUGAUAGUUGUGACGUCACAAAAUUAGAAUUUUAUUCCUCUUUCCCUUACCAUUCUUAUAAGGAAAGGAUGGGAAAAGGAAA